GUCGGGGAUCACCGCCACGGAGAUGGAAGAGCUGCAGGACAAGUUGGACCGGACUGGGCGUGAAGACGUGACAGCCGUCCUGAGACGUUUGGUGGAAGAGGGACACGCAACGCGCGCUCCGCCGAAGUACAGCACCUUCCUGUCUGAACUCGCGAGAAGUACCCCCGUGUGUGGAAUGAUGCAGAUCGCAGGUGACAGAAACGCCAUAGGUACCUUGAAGAAAGUGGCGGAGGGUAAGAUCGUGCUGAACAACAAUCUGUUCUCCAAGUACCUGGGACAUCUACAGAAGAGGGCACCGGUACUAGCAGACUUUGUCUGCAGUGUAACUGAAGCAGGCCGCAUUCCUUCUGACAUUUCUACUCUGAUCCUCUCCCUCUUGGCUGUCCUGGCUCAAACGUUUGACCAGGUUCCUAUUCCUUCUCCUGACAGCUACCCCGCUUCUUCCGCUCCAUCUUCUCUUUCCUUCUUCCCUUCACUUCCUCAGCUCUGCGGUCUGCCUGGGUACNCUGUGGACGAAACGAGGAAACCGAGGGAUAAGGACAGCUGCCGGAAAGAAUCGUACGGUCAUCCAUCCCUGACACCGGGUCUUUUCACCAUCUACUGCCCACACGGAGUCUGCUACGGGUUCGAGGCCAUGCGGAGCUGCGAGUCACCCCACCAUCCGUUCGAGAUCUUCAGGACACGGUUCGAGACGGCCCCCAGGACAGUCGUGUACGACAACAGCUGCCAGCAUCGGGCCGACCCUUUGGCGUGCUAUGUGAGCUCGUUGGUUCGCGAGCAUAGGUGGUUCUCUCUUACCAGGGACAACACCUACGCUCUGGCCGACUGUGACCUAAGGGGACGCACAAAGGAACGUCAGUUUCAACUGGUCCAGGCAGUGAACUUCGAAACAGCUGCAGGAGAAAGCUACGUGCUAUUCUUGUGCUCCUGUGACGAAGCACGGGAACAACACGAACGGCUCUCAGCCACAAGCUGUGUAGUGACGGGUGAGGAUAUUCGAGAUUUUGCUGUGCGGGAGGAAGGACUUUACUGCCUGCACGCCCGUGCAGCAAAACAUAUCAUCGCCACGCCACUCUCAGUGGAAGUUGAGGAAGAUGAGGAGCGCGAGGACGGUCCUGUGGAGCAGCUUCAAACAGAGCCGUUCAUCGCUGCUGCCCAUGACGGAGACACAUACGGGAUUCUGAAGCGUAUGGGGGACGGUGGUAAGCUUUGUUGCGUGUCGUGUAGCGGGCGCCAGAAGAGUUGUGCGCACGUCAGUGCGUACAAGGAAUGGUGUAGGGACAGGAAUGUGGACUCGAACCUCGUGUUGACGGUCUCUAGCGAGCCUCGCUUUGAGUCUGUCUCCACAUCUCCUGUACCUUAUCCAUUCACACAAGAGAUGAGGGAAAAGUUUCAUAGGUAUGUACAUCAUACCGAGACUUUUCCUCAGAAUCUGGUGCCUGAUGUACCCGCUGGCGCAUGCAGACACGGACACGACUGGGACGACAGAGAUCCUGUGGCCCAGGAGUGGAUCCAGCAUGUCGGCGUGUGCAUCUACACCCGCUACGCCACCAUCACCGACUACUACGCCGGCCCCGAUGGACAACAGCCACGGGUGGUCUUCUACAGGCCAACCGUAGGCGACUGCGGAUGCCGUCAUAUGUAUGACGGGUCCGCGGACCUCUUACACAACAUCGACAAUAGGCACAUGAUCUUCUAUGGGCUGCUGGUGGACUAUCUCCAUUCCAUGGUGGAGGGUCGCCAGCCCCUGAAAACGAUGGAGAGAGUGUGCAACAGAACGAGGUCUGUGUGCGACUUGGACAACUUCAAGGGAAUCCCGUACGGCAUUCUUCGGCAAGGGUGGAACACAUGGGCCAGGAGACUGGACAUUGACUGGAAGAAGGAGUACACGUGCGACCAAUGCGGCCCGGUGCCGGACAUAAUCGUGUGUGACGGCACGGCGAUAGGAUUCCGCAAGGAUCUGCUCCAGUACCAGCCCCCACCGGAGGACCAGCCUGACGAGACGCCAGUGGUUAGGGGAUCGAGGCAUGGACAGCGGGUAUUCAUCAGGUGCGCCAGGGCGCGCGAACUCCUCCUCUUGUAUUCGGGAAACAAGAGGAGGGGGGCAGGUAAGUAUUCAGGUAAGUAUUCAGGUAAGUAUUCGGGUAAGUCGGGGAUCACCGCCACGGAGAUGGAAGAGCUGCAGGACAAGUUGGACCGGACUGGGCGUGAAGACGUGACAGCCGUCCUGAGACGUUUGGUGGAAGAGGGACACGCAACGCGCGCUCCGCCGAAGUACAGCACCUUCCUGUCUGAACUCGCGAGAAGUACCCCCGUGUGUGGAAUGAUGCAGAUCGCAGGUGACAGAAACGCCAUCGGUACCUUGAAGAAAGUGGCGGAGGGUAAGAUCGUGCUGAACAACAAUCUGUUCUCCAAGUACCUGGGACAUCUACAGAAGAGGGCACCGGUACUAGCAGACUUUGUCUGCAGUGUAACUGAAGCAGGCCGCAUUCCUUCUGACAUUUCUACUCUGAUCCUCUCCCUCUUGGCUGUCCUGGCUCAAACGUUUGACCAGGUUCCUAUUCCUUCUCCUGACAGCUACCCCGCUUCUUCCGCUCCAUCUUCUCUUUCCUUCUUCCCUUCACUUCCUCAGCUCUGCGGUCUGCCUAGGUACGCUGUGGACGAAACGAGGAAACCGAGGGAUAAGGACAGCUGCCGGAAAGAAUCGUACGGUCAUCCAUCCCUGACACCGGGUCUUUUCACCAUCUACUGCCCACACGGAGUCUGCUACGGGUUCGAGGCCAUGCGGAGCUGCGAGUCACCCCACCAUCCGUUCGAGAUCUUCAGGACACGGUUCGAGACGGCCCCCAGGACAGUCGUGUACGACAACAGCUGCCAGCAUCGGUAUGUGAUGAACAGGGAUCCACACUUCUUCAAGAAGACUGUGUUUCUGGUGGACAGGUUUCACUACAUCUCUUGCUACAGCGCUUCACUUGAAAUCAACGACAUAAACUCUCAGGUGAACGAGCAAGCCAACUCCGGUCUGAUCAGGAUCCAGCCGCAGCUGUCGUACAUGUCACCGUCCAACUUCAUGUUCCACGCGUCGUUGUUCUUGGCUGUUAGGAAUAUGGAUAAGCGUGGAAAACACUGA
Molecule: messenger RNA, 3130 nt
Organism: Branchiostoma belcheri (Belcher's lancelet)
Lineage: Eukaryota; Metazoa; Chordata; Leptocardii; Amphioxiformes; Branchiostomatidae
Source: RefSeq, a predicted model, not a curated record